Phialemonium atrogriseum is the source of this 2638-nucleotide messenger RNA. RefSeq lists its product as uncharacterized. The transcript has a single exon. The coding region runs from base 84 to 2231 and encodes 715 amino acids. NCBI's taxonomy places the organism in Eukaryota, Fungi, Ascomycota, Sordariomycetes, Cephalothecales, Cephalothecaceae. The record is from RefSeq and is a predicted model, not a curated record.
AACCAAUUCUCUCACCUUCAAGGACACCAAGAGAGAGCGAGAGAUCCACGCAGCAACAGUGGAAAUCUCUCCUGGAAAUAAUCAUGGACUCACUUGACAAUAUUUCCGGCGUGGUGAAGGAUUUGCACAGCGACCUCGCUCGGAAAUACCGGACGCACGGCGCCACGAUCGAGGACAUAUGGCGGUCAUUUGACAAGAAUCAACGAGCGAGAUGUCUGAGGGCUGGCGCAGCAGACGGAGUUGUACUGAAGCAUCCCCUGGAUACGUCCCUUGGAAACGUGUACAAAAUCGCCCCAGAGUGGAACCUGCGCGACAUCACGGAGCCGGAGUCAGACUUCCUCUUGCAUCUUCUCAAACAUCGCGCCACCAAGUCGCUCUACGAUCAGUACUUCACCGGCACCAAUGGUAGUCCAGGAGAUCAUGAAUUCAUCUACGAGAUGAUGCGCACAAAACAUCUCCGCCACGUCGAAUCUUUCAAGGACUGCUACACCUUUUUCCUGGAUGGCGAGGAGUACGGCAAGUCCUACAGAGUUCUGGCCGAGCACACCGAGACCCUCAACGAUUUUGCACCUGCCAUUCGAGCUGGCCUUUGCAUCCCGCAGUCGACUGGAGAGUUGGUCCUUCAGAGGCAAGUCGCCUUGUUGCAGUCCCUCAACAUCAUCAUCGAGGAUAUUCUGGACGAGGGUUCGAAAAGCCGGAAUCGAAAAGAGCGACAGAAGAAAUCCGACCAGGCGGCUGUAGCUGCGCUUUCCAAGCUAAGCAUCGCCCAAGCUCCGCCAGCCAAGCUUUCUCUUCCGGAUCUGGUCGCCAGCGCCAGCGAUCAAAAGGCCUCGCUCAAAGGGUAUCUUGGGUUACUCUCGACGGAACCUGCUGUUCUUGCUCACGCCGUCAACAUCUGCUUCUUCAGCCGGCCAGAGCUUGUCGCGGACGAGAAAGGCCGUGUAUUGCCCGUCCACACCGACAAAUACAUCAGCGCCGCCCUUUUCGAAGCAAUCCACGGCGCGGUUAAGGGCGCCACCAUCUGGAGCUACACGAGUCGUCUUCUCAACCUCCUCGAACGUUCGGGCACCUCCGAUAAGGUGUACCGGGCCAUUCUUCUUCAGGAGAUAUCCAACAUCUGUCACCUGGAAUACGGCCGUGCCCAAGCCAUCUUCAAGCGCCAUGUCCAGACAGGCACAGGCUCCAAGUGGUUCAAACGAGUAUCCAACGUAUACGACAACGCCGGCAAUGCACGGGUGGCCAUGAAGGGCAACCCGGACGAUUUAACCAGAACCAAUCCUCAACUCCAUUACAUGCUGCGUCUCUGCCAGCCCGAGACCACCGCUCCCAAGGCCGUCGACUGGAUCACGAAGCUGGGCAACCUUCAUCAAGCUCACCCCAUGGAACGGGACAAGUUGGAGGAGAGAGAGGUCGACUCCCUGUGUGACCUGGCUGUCAUCAUUGGAUUCGUCAAGGACCUGUCUCCGGCGAUUUCAAUGCCCUCUCUCUCCCACAAGAAGGGGCAAGUGUUCGUCGCUAGAUACCGGGAGCUGGAGGCCGAGUUGAACCAGCUCAAAGACCAGGUCGACCUGCGCGAUUUUGCCGUUCCUAUCGACAAUCUCCUGGAGCCUGGAAUGUCCGACGGCGCAUUGAAUGUUCUCAACCAAUUCAUCAUCGAGAAAUCCGGCACAAUGAUGGGGUUCAUGUAUGAGGACCUGGUCGAAGAUUGUCUCUCCGAACUCCAAAAUCAAUAUCAGCAAGCCAAGGCGAAGUUGGAGCAGAAAGACAAAACACCACCACCAUUCCCAGCACCGACCUUUUCGCAACCGCCGCCAGCCGAGCGAGUCGAGGAGCGGAGACAGAAGGAGAAGACCCGUCCACCACAUUCGUCAGCCUACGAGAUUGCGCCGCGCGCCGAAAAAGAAGCUCCCGCCCCGUCGCCGCCGUCCCAGACUUUCAAGGUCAGCUCGUCGACAGCCGAGGUCUUCUCGACGCUGUUCAACAAGUCGCAGUCGCGGGGCUCGGUAUCCUGGGCGGCCUUCGAAGCAGCCAUGGCAGACCUGGGGUUCUCUGUCGUGCCAAAGUUCGGUUCCGUGUACACUUUCCUCCCUCCCGAUACCGUGGCGGUGAAGAAGUCGUUGACGCUACACCGGCCGCAUAAGUCGCGGAUCGAAGGAUACACCCUUCCUAUAUUUGCUCAGCGGUUGAAUAGGGUGUAUGGGUGGGACGAAGGGACGUUUGAGGUUGCUUAAGGCUCUCUGUUAGAUGAGACGAAUCUAGACGACCGCAGCCUAGCCUGGCCCACGUGAUGCGUCGCCGCUUUUGCUUUUGCUUGUUCAGGCGCUGCUUACCUUUGCUCACCCUGUCCACCCUUUUGGGUCAGGGGUGUUACCACUGCAGACUAGGAAUUGCUUCAAGUCUAGCCAAGGAGAGAAGAAGUGGGUGCAAAACCAGUCCCUGCAAGGUGGCCCAAAAUAAGUUCCUGUCUAGACUUAAUAAAAGGCACGUGGCACUGCCUUGGCUUUGCACGCACGUCCUCUCUCCCUCGUUCCAUCUGGUCGCUGCUAGAGAUUCAAGCAUACCAUCUCCCUCCUUGCCCCCUUCCUUUUCCUCCCUACUCUUCAUCCACUCCUCAUCCACUCCUACCUCAUACAUACAU